AUGCCCCCCUCGCAAAACCAAUCCCCGCCAAUCUUCCUCCUCAAAACCGCCGCAACCCCUCGCGAUCUAUACGAGGAAUACUUUCGCAAGGAGUUUUGUGUGAACACGCAGAGUCAUGGAUACAACCCCGUGUUUGUGCCGGUGCUGUCGCACCGCAUGCAUACCGAGAACCUGGCGCGUGUAGAGUCUUUUUUCACAUCUCAUCAAACCCAUCAAAAUGACGGUGGCGACGAGGAGAAGGAGAAGGGGGAAGUGGAAUCGUUUAUUGGCGAGAAUCCGACAUAUGGAGGCAUGAUAUUUACGAGCCAGCGAGCGGUCGAAGGGUUUCGAGAUGUUCUCAAACAAGGCAACAUUCCGGCACCAGUAUCGCAAAACCUGGUUCUAUACACCGUCGGCCCCGCGACAACACGCCUCCUCACCCCCCUCCGCGACCAAUACCUGCCACACGCAAGAAUCGUGGGCGAAGAAGCCGGCACAGGCGAGAAACUCGCGCUUAUUAUACUCAAUGACUAUAACAACACUUGGCACCACACCAAUAAACCCAAACCAGGACUAUUAUUUCUUGUAGGCGAGCAGCGGCGAGACAUCAUCCCGCGCACGCUGAUGAACGACUCGCUCGAAGAACACCGCCGCAUCCGCGUCGACGAGCUGGUCGUGUACGAAACGACAGAGAUGCCGGGUUUUGAAGCGUCGUUUCGAGACGCGGUCACGUCUGGUGAAAAGGUCCUCAACGACAACGACAGCAACAUGUGGGUCACUAUCUUUUCGCCCACAGGCUGCGAUGCUGUGCUCCGCGUUCUUGGAGAACUCUCCUCUUCGGGAAAUGAACAGAAGAAGAAAUGUUUGAUUGUCACAAUCGGCCCUACAACGCGUGACCAUUUACGGAUCAAACACGGUGUUGAGCCGGAUGCUGUUGCGGAGACACCGAAUCCAGAGGGGGUCGGGGAAGCGAUUAGAAAGUUUUACAACAAUACCCAGUAG
This is a messenger RNA of Talaromyces rugulosus, 981 nucleotides long. RefSeq lists its product as uncharacterized. The coding region runs from base 1 to 981 and encodes 326 amino acids. The transcript has 2 exons. NCBI's taxonomy places the organism in Eukaryota, Fungi, Ascomycota, Eurotiomycetes, Eurotiales, Trichocomaceae. The record is from RefSeq and is a predicted model, not a curated record. Gene Ontology annotation, biological process: uroporphyrinogen III biosynthetic process. Gene Ontology annotation, molecular function: uroporphyrinogen-III synthase activity.